Molecule: messenger RNA, 1158 nt
Organism: Geodia barretti
Lineage: Eukaryota; Metazoa; Porifera; Demospongiae; Tetractinellida; Geodiidae
Source: the annotation of a GenBank genome assembly
AUGGAAGACGAUGGUAGAGAAAGUCCAGACCUUUUUGAAGAUGAAGAGGAAUCCCCCGCUAAUCACAGUGGUAGCGAACAAGAAGAUGAAACUUGUGUUUCUCUAAAUAAGUCCACAGCUGCUGCUACUGCUAGGGAGAUCUCUAGGUCCAAGAGCUUCCAAAGUGCUCCACUAUCUCGAAUCGGUCUCAAUGACAACAAGGCCGGUAUGGAGGGUCUGGACAGGGACAAGAUCAACCAGAUCAUUCUGGAGGCCACGAAAGGCUCAAAGUACUACGAGAACGAGCUACGGAAGGAGAGAGAGAGAGCUGGGGCGCUGAAGGCCACCGACAAGGAGUUGGAGGCACUGGAAGCCACUAGAGACUACAACCACAUCAUAGUCCACGUUGACAUGGACGCGUUUUAUGCCGCGGUGGAAAUGAGGGACGAUCCUCGACUGAAAGAUGUACCAAUGGCGGUUGGUGGGUCAUCUAUGCUGAGCACCUCAAACUAUCUAGCUCGAAGGUACGGAGUACGUGCUGCGAUGCCCGGAUUCAUCGCGAGGAAACUCUGUCCCAACAUCGUAAUCGUUCCCCUCCACCUUGAGAAGUACCGCCAGGCCAGCGAGCAGAUCAGUGGGAUAGGGAAGGUCACGGAGAGCAUGCUCAAUGCUCUGAGUGUGACGACGUGGAGGGACCUCUACCAGCAGCGGGCGGUGCUCCAACUCCUCUUCUCCCAAUCCUCCUCCAGCCACUUCCUGAGAGUCUGUCUCGGCCUAGGCUCCACACACGUCCACAGGACAUUUGCUGAGAUCAGUGAGCCCAGUCAGCUCCAACAGAAAUGUCUCGAGCUGUGUAGGGAGCUGGCCGGCGAUAUGGAGCGUGAUGCCAUCAUGGGACGCACAGUUGGCGUGAUGCUGAAGACAGUUAGCUUCGAGGUAAAGACAAAAACAGUUACUCUACCGCAGCCGGUCUCUUUGGCUGAGCAGCUCCAUAGUGCAGCCAGUGGGCUACUGGAGACAGAGAUCAGAGCCUGUGCCCCUAAUCCCCUUAGACUCAGACUGAUGGGUGUGAGGAUCUCCUCGCUGCAGAGUAGGGAGCAGUCGGAGCAACGAGGUGGGAGCAGUGGUGAGGGGAGAGGAAAACAGGAGACGCUGGAUGUAUUUGUCCAGCAGCAACCA